AAUUGGAACAUAGUUUGGAUGCUGCUCGAUGGUAUAAUACAAUGAUUCAUGGUGAAAAUACAAAAGUUGCAGAUUUGCAAAUAAAUAAUCCUGAUCAUGAACUUUACCCAGAAGUUGGACAAAAAUCUUUUCAAUUUCUUGUCGACACAUAA
Ambispora leptoticha is the source of this 152-nucleotide messenger RNA. The record is from the annotation of a GenBank genome assembly. NCBI's taxonomy places the organism in Eukaryota, Fungi, Glomeromycota, Glomeromycetes, Archaeosporales, Ambisporaceae.